AUGCACAGCUUUGCAGAUUUGGGGCCCAAGGCCUCUGCAGUAAAUGCCUUUCUUGGGGGCCCCCCCCACCUCAAGUUGGUGGAUGAGGGGCCCCUCUCCGCCAUGAAGGGGGGCGCCUGGGGCCCCGAGGGGGCCCUCACAGUACCCGCGGGUCAGUACCCUGUUUCGGUGCUGCGCGCCUUCUGCAGGGCCCUCGUCAUUGACCUGCAGCCGUACGGCCUGGGGGCCCCCCUGGGGGCCCCCAGGGGCUCUUCCGUAGGGGGGCCCCUGGGGGGGCCCCUACGGGGGCCCCUUGGGGGGCACUUCGGGGGGCCCCUGGGGGGGCCCCUGGGGGGCCCCCAUGAGGGGCCCCCUUCCAAGGGGUUCCUUGCGAUGAUGAGCGUUGACUUGCUGCAUGUUGUUUGUCUUCAUAUUGUUGUCAACGCAGAGGGGCCCCAGGCGGCGCCGGCGCCUGCAGCAGCAGCAGCAGCAGCUGCUGCUGCUGCUGCUGCUGCAGCGCAGGGGGACAGUGCUGCUGCUGGGGCCCACAUGUCUCCCUCUGCAGCCCAUCAUGGGGCCCCCGCUAACUUGCUGCUGUCUCCCGCGGCGACCACCCCCUUGCAGGCUGCGUUUGCUGCAGCAACAGCAGCAGCAGCAGCAGCAGCAGGUGGAGGGCUCAACAAGGCACAGCAGGGUACUCCGUGGAGCCCAGAGGGCCCCUGGGGCCCCUCGGGGGGCCCCCCAGGGGGCCCCCCGGGGGGCCCUGCAGGGGGCCCCCCGGGGCAGGACACGGGCCCCUUAGGAGCUGCUGGGGCUGGCGCGCUGAGCAGCGUGCCCCCAGUUGCGUUUUUUGCUGCUGCAGUGCAGCGUCAGCAGCAGCAGCAGCAGCAGCAGCAGCAGGCAGCAGAGGAGCUGCAAAGCCUGGGCGAGGGCGGGGGGCCCCCGGGGCCCCCAGAAGAGGGUCCUGGGGGGGGCCCCUCUGCACUGUGGGGCUCCCACAGCCUGCUGGGGGGGGGCCUCGCUGUGUCUUCAUGUUUCUUUUUAUCUCUUGUAGACGAUUUGCCUCUUCCUGAGAAGACAGCAGCAGCAGUGGCUGCUGCUGCUGCUGCUCCAGGGGCCUCUUUUGGCCCGGGGGACUCGACGGCGGCGGCAGCAGCAGCAGCAGCAGCAGCCACUGCAGCAGGAGCAGCAGGCCUCCCCUACCUGCUGCACGACAUGGCGCCAGUUUCUUCGCUGCUGCUGCCUGCUGCUGCUCUUCUUGUCUCUCAAGGGCCUCGAGAAAUUGGUUUAAUUCCAUUUGUGGGGUCUGCAGGAGCUGGGGAAGUAUCGGCGCUGCUGGUGUCUGUACACCCGGAGGAGCGCGACAUACAAAUCGUCGCGAAGAUUCCGCAUUUGCUGGUGGACACUUUCAACCUGCUGCGGGUCCCCGCUGUGCCCCACGGGGUCUUGUGUCUGUCUCCUGACACUGUCUCCUUUUUUUCGUUUGGGGGGGGGCGUUGUGGCGGGGGGAGCCAGCGGCUGCUGGAGGAGCAGCAGAGCAGCAGCAGCAGCAGCAGCAGCAGCAGCAGCAGCAGGGUCGCAGGCAUCACCCACGUGCUGCACCCCGCGGGCCUCGUCCGCAAGGACCUGCAGCAGCUUCCUGCUGCUGUGUUCGACCAGAGCCGUCUCCGACUCCGCCUCGAGGAAGGUGCUGCUGCUUUCAUCAGCAGCAAAUGUCUGUUGCUGCUGUCGGCGGACAACAGGCCCGCGCUGGCCCACCUAGUCGUUGCUGCUGGCCUUGGGGUCUCUGACAUUAUUUGGACUGCACUUGAGGUCUGUGCCCCCAAGGGGGGCCCCCCCCUCGAGCUGCAGGGGGCCCCCGCAUGCGAGCUGCCGGGGCAGCUGCUGCUGCCGCGGUCGGACUCGGUUGCUGUGUGGCCUUCGCCAGCAGCAGAGACUCAGGCCGCGGAAAAGGAAGCAGAGAGCUCAGGCUUCAGCAGCAGCAGCAGCAGCAGGCGGUACUUGGUGGCCUUCGGUGGCAGGGCCCGGGAGGGUACAGGAGUGUGCGUGGCUGCAGCAGAGCCGCAGCUGGUGGGGCCCCCCAGGAGGCCCUGGGGGGCCCCCCCGGGGGCCUCCCGGGACCUUCAGGGCUGCGGGUCAAGUCUUUUUGCUGAUCCGGGAACAGCAAGGGGGGUCUCGUCGCUGGAAGUUUGCUGCAGCAGGGUGCCGGAGCUGCAGCAGGGCCCCGGAGGCGAGCAGCAGCAGCAGCAGCAGCAGCAGCGGCAGCAGCAGGAGCUCUUCACCACUGACGGCAAACAACUCAUUGAGAUCUUCCCUGAUGGUUCAGUUGACCUUGCUUACCAAAGGGCCCCCAUCUUGAGGUAUGGGGAGCUGCAGCAAGAAGACGAGGGGCCCCUGCCAGAGUCUUCGCCGCUGGGUUACCUGCAGUGGCUGCGGCAGCAGGCCACUGCAGCAGCAGCAGCGGCAGCAGCAUCGGCGCCGCCUGCUGCUGCUGCUGCAGGGGCGGAGGAAGCAGCGAAAGCAGCAGCAGAGUCCGCGCCGCAGGGCAUCCCGCAGUCGAUUGCUGCUGCUGCCGCUGCCCUGAACAGCAGCAGCAGCGCCUUCAGCUGCAGCAACAGCACCAGCUGCAGCAGCACUGACCUCGACGCAGAGUACCCUGUGGGCGACAACCUGGGCCUCGUGGGGGCCCCCGGGGGGCCCCUGCUGCUGCCUUCUUUUCGUCUGACAGUUUCUGACUGGCUGAGGCCCCAAGGCUUUGCUGCAGCUCGCUGCGUGACUUACCUGCCGCUGCCUCCCCUGGAGUCUUCUGCGACGAUUUCUGCGGGCCACCCUCAGCAGCAGCAUCAGCAGCAGCUGCUGCUGCAGCAGCAGCAGCAAGACCUAGAGGCCUUCUGCAGCACAUCAGGAAGCAGCCGCUUUCUUACUGCUGGAGGGCUUUGGCCCCACGGCGCCUUGACGGCCCUCCAGCGAGCUGUGCCCUGCCGCAGUCUUGCUGCUGCCACCAACCUAGAAGGGCAGCCCAGAAUUGUGUGGGCCCUGCAGCAGCAGCAGCAGCAGCAGCAGCAGAAGCAGCAGAAGCAGCAGCAGCAGUUGCUGCUGGUGAGUAGCGACCCGCGCAUGGGACUAGGAGAAACCCGUUUGCUGUCCGUCCGUGGGGGGAAACUCGUCGACAUCACUGCAGCAGCAGCAGCAGCAGCAGAGAGCAGCAAAAAAGACACCCCAGGUGCUGCCUUUUCUCUAGAUGGCCCCACGCUGUUUGCUGCUUCGCUGCUGGGGGGCCUCGUGCUGCUGCAGCUGACAGCAGAAGAGCUGCGGGUAACGGGGCCCUUGGGGGCAGCCGCUUUGUGCCUCCCAGUCGACAUGACGGAGCCGCCUCAGCAGCAGCAGCAGCAGCAUCGACUGCAGCAGCAGCAGGCUUCGCAGCAGCAGCAGCAGCGGCAGCUGCACGAUGAGAGCCAGCUAGAAAUGCAACAGGACGAGGCGCAGCAACAGCAUGAAGAGGAGGCGCGUCACCUGCAAGAAGAAGAGAUCCAGCAAGAACGCCAACAGCAGCACAGCAGCAGCAGCAGCAGCAGCAGCAGCAGCCCAGCAGCAGCAGGAGAUGCGCUGGUCUCAGUGGAGGCAGAGAGAGACUUGUAUGCGUCCAUGGAGGUGGAUGCAGAAGGGGGCAUUGAGGGGACCUCACCUCAGCUGCCCCACGCAGCAGCAGCAGCAGCAGCAGCAGCAGAAGCAGGAAGCAUGUCUCCCUUUCUUGACACAGGCUGGGCAGCAGCAGCAGCUGGUGGCGGAGUUGCUGCUGCAGUCAGAGGCAGCGCGGCAGGCGACUGGGUCUGCGCCGUCCUCGACGACUUCCGCCUGCGCUUGUGGCACAUUGACCUUGCAGCAGCAGCAGCAGCAGCAGCAGCAGCAGCAGCAGCAGCAGGCAGUGAGGCUCUUGGCGAGGGGGACCCGCAACUGCUGCAGCAGCAACAGCAGCUGCUGCUUCAGGAAGUGCCUCCUGAGGCAAUGCCGUGCUGCAUGCGCGGGCAGGUGAAAAGUGCGCAGCUGUACCUACACCCUAGAAGCACUCCCCUCUCUCCUGCUGCAGCAGCAGCAGCAGCAGCAGAGGUCUUGUGCUGCCUCGUGACACUUGAGGGACCCGAGAAGGCCCAGACACUGCACGUGGUGUCUGUACACCGCAUGCAGUGUCUCUUCAGCUCAGUCGACCUCCGCCUCGUCUCGCCGCUGCUGCGCAACUGCGGGUCCUGUGCGCAGCUGCAGCUGCAGCAGUUGCUGCUGCAGCAACACUCAGUGCAGCAGCAAGAGGCAGCAGCACUAGGCGGAGCUCCAGAAAGCACCAGCAGCAGCAGCAGCAAGAGCACAGAUGCUCAGCUGCGCGAGGACAUCUUACAGUCGCCUGGAGCUCAUGGAGAGACAGCAGAGGGACCUCCACAAGAGCAAGCAGCAGCAGCAGCAGCUGCUGCUGCUGCUGGGGCAGCAGCAGCAGCAGCAGCAGCAACACUUGCUGAGGAGGGCAGUUUGGACGCCAGGCGCUCCGUGACCUGCAUAGCUGCGGACCCGUUGCCUCUGACUCGGCCAGAAGAGGGCAGCAUUUCUGCUGCUGCUGAUGCUGCUGCGUCAGCAGCAGACCGUGAGGCAGCAGAAGGAGCUGCAGCAGCAGGUGCUGCUGCUGGGGAGCUACAGGAAGAGGUCUUGAGCGCCGAGCUGCUGCUGCUAGACCCUAGAAGUGACGAGGGCCCCACACUAGUGGUGUUCCUGACGGGGCGGCCUCCACUCAUCUACCGCGGGUUUGCUGCUGCCUCUGCUGCAGUUGCUGCUGCAGCCGUUGCUGCAGCAGGUGCUGCUGACGCGGCUGCAGCAGAUGCUGCUGACGCGGCAGCAGCAGCUGCCGCUGCUGCUGGAGAGUCGCUGCAGCUACUCAGCAGUGCCUCCUUUCCAACAGCCUUCCGGCUGCAGCUGCACAGCUGCACUGAGUGCAUCCCUUCUCUGCAAAAGCUCCCAGCAGCAGCAGCAGCAGCAAAAGCAGCAGCAGCCGCAACAGCAGCUGCUGCUGAACCCUCCGUGCAGUUUGCUGUUUCCUCGGGCUACGCCACAGCCCCGCAGCAAGUGCAGCAGUGGGGUGGCGGGGUGAGCCUGGUAGUGCCGCCAUUGCCGCUGUCGGGCCAGCAGGAGCAGCAGCAGCAGCAGCUGCUGCAGCAGCUGCAGCAGCUGCCGGUGCUGUGGCUCUGCAGCAGCCGCAACCAGCUGUACGUACACCCCAACGAGCGCAGAGACACCCUCAGCGCCGCCAGCUUCACCUGGGCGGGGGGCCCCCCAGGGUCUUUCGCAAUGCUGCAUAAGGGGGGCCCCACUUUGUGUCUGUCGGACAUUGCUGCUCCUUUUGACAAGUUUCGCUGCUCCCCGGAGCCAGCAGCAGCAGCCACAGCAGCAGCAGCAGCAGCAGCAGCUGAGGAGGCCCCCAGUACCCUGGGGCCCUUCAGGCUCGAUGGGCCCCUGCCCUCUUCCUCUUUCUUGCUGGGGGCCUCUGUGACCCAUGUGGCUGUGUCUUCGGGCUCUGACUACGUGCUGCCGCUGCAGUACAGGAGAGACGCAGCAGCAGCAGCAGCAGCGUCAGGGGGGGCCGCCGCAGCAGCAGCAGCAGCAGCAGGCGCGCCUGUGGGGCGCCUCGUCGCGGUGUCUCUACACCACCCCACAGAAGAGACAGAACAAAUCAAAGCUGUCCUUGAAACUCGGAAUGCCUUGCAGCGGGCGCACUUGGCGCUGCUGGGCCGUUCUGGGGAAGCAGCAGCAGCAGCAGCAGCAGCAGGAGCGGCCGCUGCAGCAGGAGGCGGCGAGCUGCAGCACGACGAGGGAUGGGGGGGCCCCCAGGGGGGGGGCCCCCUGCCCGCGGCCGGGGGGCCCCCUGAUGGCCGCGUCCACCCAAACCCUUAUUUAGCUGCAUGCGUUGAUGGCCGCGUGGAGGUGGAGGGAGAAGAAGGCAAGCAGUUCGAGCUGCUGCUGCUGCACCAGGACAACCUGCAGGCGCCCCUGGGUUCGUUCUUGUUGGGCCCCUGCGAGGAGGUGACUUCGCUGCAGUUUGUGCUGCUGGACGGCGUGGAGUUUUUGGCCGUGGGAGUGGCGCAGCCGCUGGGGGAAGGAGUUGCUUCUGGGGGUCGUUUGCUGCUGCUGCGGCUGCCCCCGCUGCUGCCCUACGGGCACGCAGCAGCAGCAGCAGCAGCAGCAGCAGCGGGAAACCAUCGGCAAGAGGAGGAGGGUUUGGGUCUUUUUUCUAGUUUUGUUUUCGAAGGUCCUGUUUGCUGCCUCGGCUCUUUUGCCCCUUCUUCAGCAGAAAGACACUAUUUGCUGCACUCCGUCGGCCGCCGCCUCUUCAUCCAUGAAAUGGACGGAGACCUUUUGGCCCGCGGGGCCUUUGCAGAUGUCGGCGUUUCCCUUUCGGCUGUUUCCUCUUUGAAAAAUUUUCUUGUUGCAGGAGACCUCUUCAAAGGAGUUUCGUUGCUAGCGUUAGCUGCUGCUGCUGCUGCCGCUGCUGCUGCUGCUGCUGCCGUUGCUGCUGCUGCUGCUGCUGCUGGUCUGGGUGCUACUGCUGGUCUGGGUGCUGCUGCUGCUCUUGGUGCCGCUGCGGUUGCUGUUGGUGCUGCUACAGUUGCUGUUGGUGCUGCUGCUGCAUCUGUUUCUGCUGCAGCUGUUGCUGCUGCUGCUGCUAUUACUUCUGCUGUUGCACCUGCUAUUGCUGUCGUCUGUGCCACUGCAGUUCGUGUUGCUGCUAUUGCUGCUGCGUCUGUUGCUGCGUGCGUUGUUGCUGCUGACCCCUGGGGCAACUUUCGCCUCUUCUCCAUUAAUGACUCCAAGGAAGCCUCGCCGCCCAUGCUCCAGCAGCUUCAGGUGCUGCGCUGCGACUCGGAGUCCAUGGAAGCUGACUCCCCAAUUGUGGCCUUUAAGCAAACGCAGACCGAGCUCGGAGACGUUGCAUGCGCUGCGUGGACUGCUGAGGGGGGCAUUCUAUCAUUCCGGCUGGUUGAUAGCGCCUCCUCAGAUUUGCUGCUGGAGCUGCAGGGCUGGCUAGAGACAUCUUUGCCCUCAGAGUGCGGAUUGGGCCCCACAGCAGCAAGAGUCCCUGCAGGGACUCCCUCUGUGCACUUGAAUUUAUGGAUAGCGCAGCAGCAGCAGCUGCUGCAGCAGCAGCUGCAGCAGCAGCUGCAGCAGCAGCCGCUGCAGCGGCCCCGCGCGCAGGACCAGGGCAGAAGCCCUGCUGCAGCAUCGGCAGCAUCGACAGCAGCAGCAGCAGCAGGAGCUGCGGCUGCUGCAGCAGCAGACGCAGGGCUGCUGCUGCAGCAGCUGGAACUCAAGGCGCAUGCUGCUCUCCGCUCGCGGCUGCCGCUCUUCGCUCCUUUGCUGCGCUGCUUCUGCUUCUUAUCUGUCCCUGUGCAGCAGCAGCUGGCAGCAGCAGCACCUCCUUCGUUGCUGCUGCUGCUGCAGCACCGCUUCGGUGCCCCGGGGGGGGGCCCCCAGGGCCCCCAGGGCCCUGAGGGGCCCCCCGGGGCCCCCUUUUCUUGGGCGGCGCUGCGAGGGGCCCUCGCUGGGGGCCCCCUGAGGGGCCUCGACUUGCCCUCUGUACCCUUCAACUAG
This is a messenger RNA of Eimeria necatrix, 7605 nucleotides long. RefSeq lists its product as hypothetical. NCBI's taxonomy places the organism in Eukaryota, Apicomplexa, Conoidasida, Eucoccidiorida, Eimeriidae. The transcript has 12 exons. Bases 1 to 7605 code for a protein of 2534 amino acids. Gene Ontology annotation, biological process: regulation of transcription by RNA polymerase II. Gene Ontology annotation, cellular component: nucleus. Gene Ontology annotation, molecular function: protein binding; transcription cis-regulatory region binding. The record is from RefSeq and is a predicted model, not a curated record.